Messenger RNA from Ceraceosorus guamensis, 718 nucleotides. RefSeq lists its product as hypothetical. The record is from RefSeq and is a predicted model, not a curated record. The transcript has a single exon. Lineage: Eukaryota; Fungi; Basidiomycota; Exobasidiomycetes; Ceraceosorales; Ceraceosoraceae. The coding region runs from base 25 to 564 and encodes 179 amino acids.
CAUCAGCUAUGCUGGCGGCUUGGCAUGGGCCAGCUUCCAUUCACAGAAUCGAUCUACGAGCGUAUUUGCCGGCCUGUGAGUAGCAGCGGCACUGCGCAUCGGCUCUAUCUGUGUCCCCCUCACGCUUACACCUUCUGCCGCCUGCCGGCUCGACUUAGCCAAUUCCUCGUCUCGGUGACCAUCGCUCCUCGCAUCUUGCGCAGGCUGAAGCUCCUUGACAGAAGCGCGCUCGGUCUCGAGCCAGCGAAAGCAGAGUCCAAGCCCAUCCGCUUGAGUCGCAGAUCGCCCUCGCAGUGGUCAGAUGUCGACUUAAACUUUCAGACUAGCUUUGCCAAGCCCGACCCGAUCCAGGCUCCACAGCAGGCAGUCAGUCCUCGGAUCCAAUCCGAAGUGCUGGUCAGGUCUCCAUCUAUGGGUUUCCGGCGCGAGCUUACCGAGAAUCAUCAGCAAACACCGCUACAAACAGUGCGCGUCGAGCUCUACACUCCCCCCUCUACCUCCGACUCGCAGAGAGGCGCGUGGCGAAGGCACAGCGAAGACAGCGAGGCGCGUCUCAUGCCCUGAUGAAAGCUCGGGCGCCGUAUUUCUCGCUGGUCUCUGCUUGAUCCGAAGUUGUAUCGAGCCACCGGUCAGAACAAUGUACCAGAAGUAGCCUUGAUGGGGACCGUCCGACAGUGUGAGUCUCGAUAUGCGAAAGGAACGAUGCGUUCGCUUGAGU